Messenger RNA from Cryptococcus deneoformans JEC21, 1171 nucleotides. RefSeq lists its product as hypothetical. Gene Ontology annotation, molecular function: aldose reductase (NADPH) activity. The record is from RefSeq and is a predicted model, not a curated record. Lineage: Eukaryota; Fungi; Basidiomycota; Tremellomycetes; Tremellales; Cryptococcaceae. The coding region runs from base 117 to 1040 and encodes 307 amino acids. Gene Ontology annotation, cellular component: cytosol. The transcript is spliced from 9 exons.
UUUAUUCCAUCCCCUAACUUCGUCGGAAAGGAAAGCCAUCUGAAGCAACAACGUAGCAGAACUACAACCAUUAAGCAGGAAAUAAAACACAGGAAAUAAGAGCUAUAUAAAGAAGGAUGCUCUCGAAUCAGCUUGCAAGGUCCAUGGAGAUUGGGAUGCAGAUGCCGCGGAUAAUGUACGGUACUGCUUGGAAGAAGGAGAGAACAGCGGAGCUGGUGUGUCAAGCUGUAAAAGCGGGAUUCAGAGGCAUUGAUACGGCCUGUCAACCAAAGCAUUAUAGGGAAGAUUUAGUUGGACAGGCUAUUAAAAGCCUGAUCAGCGAGGGUGUGGUGAAGCGGGAAGAAUUAUAUAUUCAAACCAAAUUCACGAGCGUAGACGGGCAAGACCCAUCCCUGCCAUUACCGUACGACCCCUCAUCUCCUAUCGAGGAGCAGGUGAAACAAUCGUUUGAAACGUCGUUGAAGAAUCUCGGAGUGGAAUAUCUUGAUGCUGUUGUGUUACACUCGCCUUUAAAGAGUCGGGAGGACACACUGAAAGCUUACCUCACCCUCUCCCGGUUCUUUUCUACAAAACAAAUAAGACAUCUUGGAAUAUCCAAUUGUUACGAUCCUUUGCUUUUGCAAUGGUUGAUCGACAGCGUGGCGGAGUAUUCUUCAAAGCAUCAGGAAGAGCCGGAGGUGAAGGUUGGAAUAGUGCAGAAUCGAUGGUAUGAGGGGAAUGGGUGGGAUUGGGAUGUAUACGAUAUCUGCCGAGCGCAUGGUAUUCGAUAUCAAUCGUUCUGGACCCUAACCGGCUCACCCACAUUGCUCAAACAGCCUUUCUUGAUCAACCUCGCUGCAAAAUAUGGGUUGACCCCUGAGCAGACUGUUUAUAAGCUUUGUCAGCUAUGGGACAUAACUCCUUUAUGUGGUACCUCCUCCUUGGCACAUGCAAAAGAAGCUGUAUCGGUGGAGAAUGCGACAGGAUUAAUGUCCUCGACGGAAGAAGUGGUGGAAUUAUGGAAUGCCAUGGGGGGAAGGUACAAAGAAGGUAGCCAUUAAGGGAAGAAACCUGUAAGAGAUGAAUAACUUCUAUUUCAGACUUCUAACUUCCAAUGUUCGUUGUGUCCUUCAGUCUUUAUAAGAUUUACAAAUUAGGCAGAUUGUGAAUAUGUGUAUGCAAGCGAUAACAG